CUUCUGUUUAUCUCCUUUCUUUUUUUUCUUGGAGGGGUGGUAGUUUGCCUCUAGUGCAAAAGGGGCUAGUUGAUCACUGUGCAUGCUGACACGCCUGCUGCUGCUGGGUUCGAAGAGGUAUACUUCAUUACUUCCCUUACUUGCCUCUGGCAGCGUAGCUCCGAUCCAGAACAUCUUACUGAGUGCCAACAGCCUCAGCAAAGCGGGCUUACCUACAUUACUCUCACAGCAGCAGCAGCGUCAUAAGAUGGCGAGCACAGAGGAGAGCAAUGUCCCCGCUCCGGCGCCAGAGGCUGAGAAGCCAGUAGCCGAGCAGCCCGCGGCUGCUCCUCCUGCCAAGGAGAAGAAGGAGAAGGCUCCCAAGGAGAAGAAGGAGAAGCCGAAGAAGGAGCCCAAGCAGGACCAGGCCGAUGGCAAGAAAUCCGGCGGUGGUGCCGCUGGCGACGCCAAGGGUGGUCUGGGCCUUAAGAACAGCAAGAAGGACAACUUCGGCGAGUGGUACAGCGAGUUGGUGGUGGCCAGCGAGCUGAUCAGCUACUACGACGUGUCGGGCUGCUACAUCCUGAGGCCCUGGGCGUACGCCAUGUGGGAGGUGGUGCAGGGCUGGUUCGACAAGCGCAUCAAGCAGCUGGGUGUGCAGAACUCCUACUUCCCGCUGUUCAUCACGGAGGACGUGCUCAACACGGAGAAGGACCACGUGGAGGGAUUCGCGCCCGAGGUGGCCUGGGUCACCAAGUACGGCAACUCCACCAUGGACAAGCCCAUCGCCAUCCGACCCACCAGCGAGACGGUGAUGUACCCCUACUUUGCUCAGUGGAUCCGCAGCCACCGCGACCUGCCGCUGCGUCUGAACCAGUGGACCAACGUGGUGCGCUGGGAGUUCAAGUACCCCACGCCCUUCAUCCGCAGCCGCGAGUUCCUGUGGCAGGAGGGGCACACCGCCUUCGCCACGCAGGAGGAGGCGGAGAAGGAGGUGCUGGACAUCCUGGAGCUGUACCGCGGUGUGUACGAGGACGUGCUGGCGGUGCCGGUGACCAAGGGCCGCAAGUCCAAGAAGGAGCAGUUCGCGGGCGCCUUCUACACCACCACCGUGGAGGCGUACAUCCCGGAGACCGGCCGCGGCAUCCAGGGCGCCACCAGCCACUGCCUGGGCCAGAACUUCUCCAAGAUGUUCUCCAUCCAGUUCGAGGACGACGACCGGCAGAAGCAGCACGUGUGGCAGAACAGCUGGGGCCUCACCACUCGCUCGCUGGGCGUGAUGAUCAUGACGCACGCGGAUGACAAGGGGCUGGUGCUGCCGCCGCGGGUGGCGCCCAAGCAGGUGGUCAUCAUCCCCAUCCCCAAGGCCAACACGCCGCCGGAGAUGGUGCAGGCAAUGAUGGACAAGGUGUCGGAGUUCACUGCGGCCCUGGAGGGCGCGGGCGUGCGCGUGGUGACCGACACUCGCGCCAACUACACCCCCGGCUGGAAGUACAACCACUGGGAGCUGCGGGGGCUGCCGCUGCGCAUGGAGCUGGGGCCCAAGGACAUGGACAACAAGGCGGUGGUGCUGGCGCGCCGCGACACGGGCGCCAAGGAGUCGGUGUCCUGGGACGACGUGGUCGCCCGCGUGCCUGCGCUGCUGGAGACCAUCCAGGCCGACAUGUUUGCCGCCGCCCAUGCCCGUACCGCCGACUGCACCGAGGUGUGCCACAGCUUUGAGCAGUUCAUGACGGCGCUCAGCAACAAGCACAUGGCGCUCACCCCCUGGGCCGACGAGGAGGAGAUCGAGGAGGAGGUGAAGAAGAAGAGCACCACCCCGGACGCCAUGGGCGCCAAGACGCUGUGCCUGCCCUUCGAGGCGCCGCCGCUGCCCGAGGGCACAAAGUGCUUCUACAGCGGCAAGCCCGCCAAGAACUGGGCGCUGUGGGGCCGCAGCUACUGAGCGAGGGCUGCGGAGGUAGCGGUGGCGGAAGCCCCAGGGAGGAGAAGGCACAGGGGAGUGCGUGUGUGUGCUGUGCGCAUGGCAGGAGGCGGGAAAUGAAGAGGAGGGGGUUCAGCGGCUGUGCUGAACGCCAUCUGGCGCUGCUGCGCUGCGGCGGGCGUUCAUGAUGACAGCUGUGUGGUGGGAUGGCUUGUGCCGGAGUCCGGAGCUUGAAGCGUCCAGAAGGCGUGUGUGGCGAGAGAGUGCAUAUGAUGGGGAGCUAGGAAUGCGGCGGCAGGGGUGCUGCAGGGAAGGUACUGUUUGGAUGGAUGUUCCGGGCAGGUAGUUAGCAGUCUGCAUACUGGCCUUUUAGCUUUGGCUGUUCAAGGCCAGGAAAGCAGUGGGCGACACAGCUGCAAGUGCUGGGGUGCUGCGUGCAUAGGGUGACUCGAGUUGGAAUGGAUGACCGCUCCUUGUGACCAUUGCGCGCGAGGUCUGAUGUUUAGUGUCGCCCAGACAGUUUGCGCAGUGAGCACCUUAGCAGUGGACGUUUAUGACUGCCUGGAUCUGUAAAGCGCGUGAGGGUG
Molecule: messenger RNA, 2490 nt
Organism: Astrephomene gubernaculifera
Lineage: Eukaryota; Viridiplantae; Chlorophyta; Chlorophyceae; Chlamydomonadales; Astrephomenaceae
Source: the annotation of a GenBank genome assembly